Penicillium egyptiacum is the source of this 1140-nucleotide messenger RNA. The record is from the annotation of a GenBank genome assembly. NCBI's taxonomy places the organism in Eukaryota, Fungi, Ascomycota, Eurotiomycetes, Eurotiales, Aspergillaceae.
AUGGCGUGUACACGCACACAGGCAUGUUUAGAUGCCUCCUCCAGUCCUCAAACAUGCGACAUUGAAAAGCAAAGGGAGAUAUCUUCUCCAGAUGAGCCACCGAAGAAACAGUCGAUGUUUUCAAGUCUCGGUAUCCUCGACCGGUUCUUGGCAGUAUGGAUUUUUCUUGCUAUGGCAAUUGGAAUCAUUCUGGGCAACUUUGUCCCCAGCACAGGCCCUGCCCUAGAAAAGGGAAAAUUCGUGGGAGUUUCUGUUCCCAUUGCUAUUGGUCUACUGGUCAUGAUGUACCCUAUUUUGUGUAAGAUUCGGUUCGAAUCCUUGCAUCAUGUUUUCCGAGCGAAAGAAAUUUGGGUCCAGAUGGCCUUUAGCGUUCUUCUGAAUUGGAUUAUUGCCCCUUUUCUUAUGCUGGCCUUGGCAUGGGCGUUUUUGCCCGACGAGCCAGAAUUGCGACAGGGACUGAUCGUUGUUGGGUUGGCGCGAUGCAUUGCUAUGGUGCUGGUUUGGACAGGGCUAGCUGGAGGCGAUAACGAGUAUUGUGCCAUCCUCGUUGCUCUCAACUCAGUCCUACAGAUGGUUCUUUUCGCCCCAAUGGGGGUAUUCUUUAUCAGUGUCAUCAGCGGCGAUCCAGUCACAUUCGAAUAUUCAACAGCCGCUAAAAGCGUUGCGGUGUUUCUCGGAAUCCCUCUAGGUGCCGCAAUUGUCACCCGUUUCGUGCUCCGACGAAUUUCUGCGAAAUGGUACGAUGAGACCUUUUUGAAAUGGCUUAGCCCAUGGUCCCUUAUCGGUCUGUUGUUUACCAUCCUUGUGUUAUUCGCCUCGCAAGGCCGCCAUGUGAUCCAGCAGAUUGUCUCCGUGGUCCGAGUUGCAGCACCGCUCAUCGUUUAUUUCCUGAUUAUCUUCUUUGCGACACUCCUUGUCGCAUACAAACUGGGAUUCGGAUAUAAGCUAGCCACUGUGCAGAGCUUUACGGCCGCUAGCAACAACUUCGAACUGGCCAUUGCUGUUGCGGUGGCGAUGUUUGGCGCGGAUAGCAACCAGGCUCUUGCUGCGACUGUUGGACCUCUCAUAGAGGUUCCUGUGCUGUUGGGUUUGGUAUAUGCUGUCAAAUUGAUAGCGAGACGAUUUGCAUGGAAUGAUUAA